CCCCACAGCCGGCUCUCUAUCUUCCCCACAGAGCAGUUACCCCACAGCUUGCACUUCUGCCGCCCUCUCCCGCCUUCCCGUCCAGCCAGCUGUUCCAGCUCAUCCCGCCAGCCCCUUUCCUUCCCCUCCCAUCCACAGAAUCACCCGCGCGCGGUCCCCGCAGCUCACCCUCGGGCCGACCUCCCUCCCCCGCCUGGGAAAAACCUGGCCGCUCCCCCCAUUCCCUUCUUCAGUAGCCGCCAGGGCUCCGGCUGUGCUCAGUGGCUGCUGCUCUCUCUGGUGCUGGCCGGCGGGCGGUGACGAUCUCUCUCUCCCACUAAAUUGGGAACCAGCUGGCAAAUACGGAUUAUGACCUAGUAGAACACCUAUUGCAUGUCUACGUAGAAAGUUUUACGAGCCGUGGAUUUGGGCAGGUUUUCACCUUUCUCUCGAAUGCUAACAGAUCUGAGAGCUGGAGUUUAUGGACUAGCUGUUUGGAGCCUCAGCGGGAAAAGCCUCUGGAGUCCUUUUUAUAAAACGAGUUCAUCUGCAAGAGAAAUGGAAAAAGUAAAGGCAGCAGAGCAACACACAUUAACACAAUGGGACAUAUAUUGCUGUUGUUGAUGCUUUCCAUUCCCGUAUUAUGUCUGACUGAUGGAGCCGCAACAGAACAAGAUUUCACCUGGCACUUGAAGAACGUACCCCAGAUUGUGAGUGAACGGACUUUCUCCCUUGACAGCCCUAAAUUUGAGGCAAAAGCCAAAUUAGAGCUGAGUAAUGUGUGUGGAAUUGAAUGCCAAAGGAGACUCCCAGUGCCAAGCUUGUCUGACCUGAAGGAGUUUCUGUCCUAUGAGACCGUUUUUGAGAAUGGCACACGGACCCUGACUCAUGUGAAUGUUCUAGGGCUAGCAGUUGACGCAGCCAACACCACCACCACAAGAACGUCCCCAAGAAGAAAGAGACAGAUAUAUGGCACAGACAGCAGAUUCAGUAUCUCUGACAAGCGGUUCAUGACCAACUUCCCUUUUAGCACAGCUGUGAAGAUUUCCACAGGCUGCAGUGGCAUUCUUAUUUCCCCCAUGCACGUUCUAACAGCUGCUCACUGUAUUCAUAAUGGCAAGGAUUACAUCAAGGGCAGCAAAAAGCUGAGGGUAGGAUUGCUGAAGAUGCGAUCUAAAGGUGAGGGCAAGAAACGCAGAGGUGCUCAAAGGGGUAAGAGAGAUGUUUCUGUGGCAAGAGAUCACAGUGAGCAUACCACAGAAUUGAAGCAGAGAUCCAAAGGUCGUGGCAGAAAACAAAAGGCAACAGAGAGGAGUCGGAAAACCUCUGAUAGUAAACCUUCCUUCCAGUGGACCAGAGUAAAGAGUACCCAGAUCCCAAAAGGCUGGUUUGAAGGCGUAACUGGGGAUGUUUCCCUGGAUUAUGAUUAUGCUGUUCUUGAGCUCAAGCGCCCUCACAAAAAGAAAUAUAUGGAGCUGGGAAUCAGCCCAACAAUCAGAAAGAUGCCUGGUAGCAUGAUCCACUUCUCAGGUUUUGAUGAUGAUCGAUCUGGGCAGUUAGUCUAUCGAUUUUGUAGCGUGUCUGAUGAAUCCAGUGAUCUCUUCUACCAGUACUGUGAUGCUGAGUCUGGGUCUAUUGGAUCUGGAGUCUAUCUCCGCCUUAAAGAGCCAAACAAGAAGAAAUGGAAACGCAAAAUCAUUGCUGUUUAUUCAGGUCAUCAGUGGAUGGAUGUAAAUGGUAUGCAGCAGGAUUAUAAUGUAGCGGUACGAAUUACUCCUCUCAAGUAUGCCCAGAUUUGUUUCUGGAUACAUGGGAAUGAUGAGAAUUGUACACAAGGCUGAUAAAAGCUGAAACUAGAUCAUCUAGCACCUAUAAUAUAAUAAAGUAAAAACUUGCCCUAAUAAUUAUUGGAAAAGCAUCACCCCGUAUCAGGAAUUAUUUGAACUUGAAGCCUGCAAAUAUUUUGAUGUAUUGAGUAUUGCUACUCUUAGAGGGUUAGAAUUUUCAAAUACAUUUUUAAAUUAUAUAAUAAUCAACACAUGACAUGCAUUUAUAAUCCAAAACUCUAUUUAUGUUUAAAAUUCUGAUAAAUUCAAAUUGUUCUCAUUAGAAAAAUUGUGACUUCACUUGUUUAAAUUUUUAAAGGGAAGUAUUGAAACUGCUCAAACUGAUACUAUUAAACAAUGUGUGGGUUUUUUUAAAAAUACAUUUUCCUUGAUUUUCUCAGGGUUCUGCUCCAACAAGCAUCUUCUAGUAUGCAAGUAGCACAUAUCUUAUAUAAUAGCAUGUGCAGAACGAUACAAAUUGUGAAACAUUUGAGUAAACUAACCUUAAUUAGUUUGGACUUACCCCAAAGAGCGUAUGUGCACUCUGAGGGCAUGUCUACACUUACCGUGGAUCGACGCUGUGGUGAUUGAUCCACCGGGGGUCAGUUUAGUGGGUCUAGCUAAAUUGACCACAGAGUUCUCUCCCAUUGAUGACGGGACUUACCUUAUGCUUCUCAUGCCAGUGAAGUCGAUGGGAAAACUUUUCCUUGAACCCAGCGUGGUGUAGACACCGCAAUAAGUUGACCUAAGCUAUGUCGACUCCAGCUAUGUUAUUCUUGUAGCUGGAGUUGCGUAACUUAGGUCGACUUAACCCUGUAGUAUAGACCUGCUCUGGGAGGUGAUUAUCUAGUUCAUACUUGCGAGCUUGGAAAACUUUUUUGGGUGCCUUACAAACUCUUCCAUGGAAAUUCUAAAUCGCUGUAGCUGAUAAUGAGUCCUAAAAACAAUGAAUUUCAUUUCACUGCAUUCUAAAAUAGCAAAGAGUUUAAUGAAUGUAGCAGUUCUGUUUGGAAUAAGGAAGAACCAUAUGGGUUUAAUUUAAUGCCUUUAAGUCUAGUUUGAGAAGGUAUGCAAAGCUGGAGAAUAUGAAACAUGUGCAUUUUAAUAUUUGGAGACAAGUAGGUUUAAUGAAUAAUACAAUAUUCAACCUUUCCACCAGGUGAAGUAUUCUGUAGUUGUCUUUAUCAGGAAGUGGCUAUGUGACAACAGUUUAAAGCUUCAAGAAAAGAUUUUUGGGUGCUAAACAUUUUAACAGCUUUUGUAACUACUUUCAUAAGAGUUCAGCUGUCAUAGAUAGGCUACAGUAUAUCAGCCUGGGAGUUGGAAUGCAAUGCUCUUUUUCAUACAAUUCUAGAAGCUGGAUAGUUCUAAUCCCAUCAUAUUCAGACCUCAUCAACAUGAGUUACAGGGAGAGAAGAUAAUCCUCCCAUGCUAAAUCAUGUUAUGCCACCUAAUGAAAUGGUAGGUGAGUUAUCCUGUAAAUGCAAUAGGUAUCUUAUUAGGUAGCAAUACUGCUAAUCAGAUAAAUUUGGCUCAUUUCUGCUACUGGACCAUACAGUUAAUACAGAGGGUAUUUCUAUGAAGUGAGCCUGAUUGUUUAACAUUUGUAUACAAGUAUCACUAAUUUUUUUGUUAUCAGUUGUUCUCGAUUGCUUUGCAUAUAAUCUAAUCCUGUGCGUUUCAAAGUCUUAGUGUAACAAACAAGACUGUCAGGAUGCUAAUUUAAUCUAAUAAUGUAAAAUUUAAAUGCAUAUUUCAGGCUAUAUGCAUUUGUUUAUUACUGUUAAAGUUAUUCAAUAUUUCAGUAUUUAAUUUGCUGUGAUGAUUAGCUUGCAUCAAUCAAAAUUCAUUUUCUUUACCAGUCUAGAAGAAAAUAAACAAGAUUUUUUUUUAGA
Caretta caretta (loggerhead turtle) is the source of this 3700-nucleotide messenger RNA. The record is from RefSeq and is a predicted model, not a curated record. NCBI's taxonomy places the organism in Eukaryota, Metazoa, Chordata, Testudines, Cheloniidae.